GUAGUAUCCGACAAGCACCUGCUGCUCGUGACGCUGCUGCUUGUUAACACAAUGGCGACGGAGACGUUGCCCCUGGUUCUCAAUGUCGAGAUGAAUGCCGUAGCCUCUGCGACCGUCGGUAUUCUUGGCCUUCUAGUCGGCGGCGAAAUUUUACCGCAAGCGCUUUUCAGUGUGGUUUCACUGAACACACUGAGCCACUUUCUGCCCUUCGUGCAGGUGUUGCUAUGGAUCUCCUGGCCUAUAGCUCGGCCGUUCGCAACAGUCUUGGAUCUCAUGUUCCACAGGGGUGGUAUGAACCCCUUUGAGAUGCCUCGCCAAGCGCUCUUAGCGCUCAUGCGAGUGCAGCAAGAGAAAGGGGUCCUAUCGGAGCAAGAGGCGCAGAUUCUUGAUGGCGCUAUGGGCCUGGCAGGUAAGAAGGCUGGGUCAUGCCUUACGAGGAUCGAG
This is a messenger RNA of Symbiodinium sp. CCMP2456, 444 nucleotides long. The record is from the annotation of a GenBank genome assembly. Lineage: Eukaryota; Dinophyceae; Suessiales; Symbiodiniaceae.